UAGGUGGCAGGUUUUUUCUACCACCAAAGGCGCCGGCUUCAGUCCGCCGUCAACUUCGCUGCGUUCCGGUUACCACAAUGAUUCGUUUGAAAAAUAUGUGCCUAGCCAGUGCGUUCGAUAUAUAAACAAAUACAACGGAAAUACAAGACCGCAUUAAGUGCGCUGAACUCGCAGUGAUAAUAACACAAACAAUCAACUUUUCCGUUCGCUAAGUUAAAUAUCAAAGCUGUCCACCCUUUUUUUGGAGUCUCAGUGGAGCUGCAUUGCCAUCUCGCUCGCACACGGCUUGGCAAUCGAUAAGCCUAACAGCGGGGUUGUCCACUUGCUGACAGCUGUUAACUCUAGCUGUUAGCUUUCGGCGACGAGUGCUUGAAGAAAGCUAAUUUGCUUAACUACACGCUGGAUAUUUCAUACUACACGCAGUGGAUGGUUCAAUUGUGCAUUUGAAGUGAUUAAUUGAUUGAAGUGAGAUUGGAACGCUGGCUGAAACCCGUUAAUCUCCAAUGAGGCGACACAUUCGGGAGAAGGAAAAUUCAUAAAUGAAAGCUUCUAAUUGCCGGAGAAUGACAAACGCGACAAGAAAUCAACGCGAGCGAACAAAAGCGAAGCCAACUUUUUAGGCAGCCCAAAAAAGCAGAAGCGAAAGCCACGAAAAUUGAGCCACCGAGGCUUCGGCGAUGCUGUUGAUGCCCACAUCCUGUGGGCCGGGUCCACCCACUGACCUCGGCCCCACGUCCUUGCCCACGCUCUCCCCCUCCUGCCCCACCCGCUCCCGCAUCCCCAGGCGAGCGGCAGAUGAUGGUGAACCGGCGGUCAGGGACCGGCCGUCAGGGACCCUAACCCAGAGGCAAAGUUCGGGCUCGGGCAUUCCCCAGUGGCUGCUAAUCCUCGUCGGACUCCUCGCCAUUCUCGCCCAGACGCCAGGCAGCCAGGUGGCCGCCGAGAAGAGUAAACACUAUUACAUGCAGUCGCUGUGCAAGAACCACUUCCUCCAGCAGCUGUACCGCAAGAUCGAUGGAGCAGUGCUCUGGUCCCAGAACGAGCGGAAUCUGGACUGCAUCAUCACCUUCCAGACGCACUCGGUGCUGCAGCGCUUCAUGCUCCGCUUCGACAUGCUGCAGUUGGACUGCAACGAUCACCUGCUGGUUUACGACGGAGCCCAUGCCGUCGCCACGCCCAAGAUUGACAUCUCCUGUCGGAACACAAAGAACACCGUCAACGCGCUCCUGACGCGCACGAACUUUGUGACACUGAAGUACGUGACCGACGGCUGGGGAACGGAUGCGAAUGGCUUCAAGCUCGUGAUUACGUCGGUGAAGGAUCCCAAGCACACCUGCAAGGACUUCACCUGCGCCACCCGCGAGUUCUGCAUCCAUCCCGAUCUCCUCUGCGAUGGCAUCAACCACUGCGGCGACAACUCCGACGAAUCCGUGCACAAUCUGUGCCAGAGUGAGACGAGCAGCACGGUUUUCGGCCUGGACAUGACCUGGUUCGUCCUCAUUGUCGUGGGUGUCCUGCUCGUCCUGAGUGCGCUCAUCGUGGCCGUGGCCAUUUGUGUGUGCCGGCGCCAGGACGAGAAUGCCGCCAACCAGAACACCGCGCUCCAAGUGCACCACACGGCCGACACGAACGGGUCGUCGAAACAUCUGCACUACCACGGCAUCAGUGUCGGCGGGACACUGACGCGGGAGCACACCCAACUGCCGACGUCGGGAAACUGGCAUCACCCUGCGGGACCAUCCGGGUACCACCGCACUCCACACAACUACUUGAAGAUGGCCACCAAAGUCCGUCCCAUUUGGUGCUUGGCAAAUUCCGUCAAUUAGGUCAAGAUCUUUCCCACAACUCCGCCGGGCUCAGCCAGACGAACAUCGCCGGAACCGGACAUCCCAAUGCCAACGCCGUCGGCGCUGCGCAGAAGGACGAGUGGUUCGUCUAGGACCAGGCAACACUGUGGAAGGACCGAUUGACUUGAGCACAAUAAUCUGUACUUUAUUAAGUAAAUUUAUGGAUAUUUGCAGAGCAUUAAAUGAAGACUGUAAGACUAUAAUUAACAACAAUUAGUGUGGACAUCACCGCGCAGGGUGUAUUAUAUAGAGAUCUCUACUCGUACCCAAGCAGAAUCUCGAACGCAUUGGGCAGAACCUGCCUGUUCUGUCGGAUAACCAAUGCACUUGUAAAUAGAUUAUAAAUAUAUCAUUUUGAUUUAGCUGAUUAAUACUACAAGCUGGCUACACAAGAUCCCACAACCCCAUAUCCUCGAAAACGAGAUGUAAUACAGCAGAUUCCAAACAUCAUAAUUUUGUGCAAGUAUGUUGGCAUUUAUUUAGAGAAUUACAUAUGUUUAGAUGGCAAUUAGAUUUGAAUUACUGCUCUUCGAUUAAACACUUAGUUUGCAUAGCGGGUUGAGUUCAAUAUGCACGGAUUAAGAUCCCCAAAGUAAUGUACGAGUAUAACGAAUCAGAUGUAGUCGCAGAUUCAGAAAGGUAAACUAACAUUUGAGCGAAACAAUCGUAAGCAUUUAAUUGAAUUGUGAACAGAAACCGCAAGAAGUAUUAAAGCUCAACAGGAAUAACCGAUAACUGUCAUUAAUAUACAACUUCCGAAUCUUACAAAUUUGAGAUACAUAACUGGCUGAGCUGCUGGCCAGGGCGUUUUUACAAAACUUAAGCUGAAUUCUAAUCGCAAAAUGGACACAAGAAGAUCAACAAAAACAAGGGAUGUACAUAAGUAGUCGACAAUAUACUUACCAAAAAUAAAACAAACAAAAUCGAAACUUCAAACGCGACUGUCAUCUAUACAAUUUCACCUACCACUUGCCAUUGUCCACUUGGAAGUCUGCACUUGCCCGAUGAUCCGCAUCGGAUCAUCUGGGGAUCAUGUCGAAUCUCCGAUAGAAGCAAACAUUUCACCGAGAGGAGAGACUCAUUCCUCAUCAAAGAACCGACAACCGACAACCGAAAACCGAAAACCAAUGCUAACGGAAAUAUUCUGAGACAUUAAGGACAAUACAGUGAAAUCUUUUGCUUUUGAUACAACCAAAUUGAGAGGGUGUCGUGGCAUGCAUUUUAACCUACAAAAGUGUCCGAAAUACAAUUUUCUACAAUCAACCAAAUGGAAUUCUACACAAAAUUAAACAACGUUAGCAACGUAAAAAUACAUAAACAGAGUUGAAACAUUUUGCUACAAAAUCGAAUGAUAACGAUCAUAUUAUAUAUUGACGACGAGUAUAUGAGGAAACAUGAUAUGUAACUUGAGAAAAACCAAACUAAAAUGCUUCAAAACGAUUGUAGUACUUCCCGCCGUUAAUAUUUUUUUAAUAUAUCGUACAUACUACAAAUACAGAUGCAAGUCUUAAUAAUAAUACUUAAACUAAGAAGCAAUAAGUAAGAAUUUUCCGCUGCUAAAGUUCGUCUUUCAAAAUACUUCCAUAGGUCCG
Molecule: messenger RNA, 3439 nt
Organism: Drosophila erecta
Lineage: Eukaryota; Metazoa; Arthropoda; Insecta; Diptera; Drosophilidae
Gene: loaf
Exons: 9
Coding region: 678-1826 (382 amino acids)
Molecular function (GO): protein binding
Source: RefSeq, a predicted model, not a curated record